AUGGCCACCAUCUCAAUCGAGAUUAUCUCAGACGUGAUCUGCCCAUGGUGCUACAUCGCCUCCCGCAACCUCCAAAAAGCAAUCACGAUCUACAAGAAGACCUACCCGGACGGCUCAAAGGACAUCUUCACCAUCACCUGGCACCCCUACUUCAUCGACGAGGUUCCUCCCACCGAAAGUAUCCUUGUGCAGGACCGCAUGCUCCGCCGGAUGACGCCGCAGCAGGUCUCCGCGGCGCAGACCCGUCUAUUCCGCGUUGGCGCGGCAAGCGGCAUACAGUUCCAGUUUGGGGGGUACAUGGGUAGUUCGCGGCUUGCGCAUCGGCUGCUGCAUAUCGUCAGAGAGAAGAAAGGGAGUGAGGUUCAGAAUCGGCUUGCGGAGAUGCUGUUUCAUUAUCAGUUUGAGCGGGAGGCGGAUGUUAGUGAGGUGGAGGUUGUUGUUGAGGCGGGGGGACGGGUUGGGCUUGGGGAGGUGGAGGAGGUGAGGGAGUGGUUGGCGGGUGACGAGGGGGUCAAGGAGAUUGAGGAGCAGGGGUUGGUUGGCGAGAGAAGCUGGGGUGAAGGGUGUGCCUCAUAUCAUUGUUGGAGGACAGUAUCAUUUUGA
Aspergillus viridinutans is the source of this 603-nucleotide messenger RNA. RefSeq lists its product as uncharacterized. Bases 1 to 603 code for a protein of 200 amino acids. Gene Ontology annotation, molecular function: oxidoreductase activity. The transcript has 3 exons. Lineage: Eukaryota; Fungi; Ascomycota; Eurotiomycetes; Eurotiales; Aspergillaceae. The record is from RefSeq and is a predicted model, not a curated record.